AAAAAAAUAUGACUACAUUUGUAUUUUUUUUUAUUAUUGAUCCUCUUUGUAGUUCCACAUUUGUAUAUUAUUGUAUUAUUGAUUCUCUUUGUAUUUCCGCACGUUUUCCCUUUUAAUUUUGGCACUCCUGUGAUUCCAUAUGUUUUGACCUUCAAAGUGUUAAAAGAAUGCUACAGAAGUGAAAGUCUUGGACACAGUAAAAAAAAAUUUUUUUGUUUAAAAUUGUUGUUAAUUUCUGUUCUGAAAGUACAGGGUCUCUUGCAGGUCGGUACGGUGAGUCACCAUGAGUCCUAAACGAGUCGUGUUCAAGAAAACGUCUCGCGACAAGUCGGUGGCCAUCUACAUGUCCAACAGGGACUUUGUGGAUCACUGUGAUCACGUGGAUCCUGUUGAUGGUGUCAUCGUGAUCGAUCCUUCACAGCUGAGAGGAAAACAAGUCUACGUCAUGUUGUCGUGUACCUUUCGAUACGGGCGCCAGGACAUGGACGUGAUGGGCGUGGCUUUCAGGCGGGACCUGUUUGUGGUGACCCGGCAGGUGUACCCGGAGUUGCAGGACAGGGACAAGCUGACCCACACCAAAGUCCAGGAGAAGCUGCUAAGAAAACUGGGCGACAACGCCUUCCCAUUCUUCCUGGAGUUUCCUGAUAACCUGCCGAAUUCUGUCAGUCUGCAGCCAGCACCUACAGAUGUUGGCAAGAAAUGUUCGGUGGAGUUUGAGGUGAAAGCAUUCUGUGCAGAAAAGCGGGACGAGAAGAUCGACAAACAGAGUUCAGUUCGUCUCACCAUCCGUAAGAUCCAGUACAGUCCGCGGGACAAUCGGGUGGCUCCCGUUGCCGAGACCACCUUCGACUUCCUGAUGUCUGAGAAACCUCUUCAAGUCAAACUGAGUCUGCCCAAAGAGACCUUCUACCACGGCGAGCCGGUCCACGCCAAUGUGGAAAUCGCCAACGCCUCAAACCGGAACGUGAAGGACAUCAGCUUGUCAGUGGAUCAGGUGACCAACGUCAUCCUCUACUCCAACGACAAGUAUGUCAAGUCUGUGGCCAGAGAGGAAACGAGUGAUUGCGUUGCAUCCGGGUCCAGUUUGGAGAAGAAGUACACGCUGUACCCCCUGCUGGAACACAACAAGGAACGCAGAGGAAUCGCACUGGACGGCCGCCUCAAACACGAGGACACCAACUUGGCUUCUUCCAGCAUAGUGAAGCAGGAGGUUCUGAAGGAGCUUCAGGGCAUGUUGGUGUCUUACAAGAUGGUGUUGAAGAUGAUGGCUUCAGGACCUCUGGGAUCCAGUGAGGUUUGUGUGGAACUUCCUUUCCGACUGAUGCAUCCUAAACCAGAAGAAGCCAAAGCAACUGAGUCGGAUGACAUCUGCUUUGAGGACUUUAAACGAUCCUUCCUGAGAGGGGUGGUUGGUGACGACGAUGACUCUCCCAGCGACACUUGAACUACAAAGAUAGCCGACGCGAUGACUCCUGCUGUGUCGUUCUCCGAGCAUCCUCUAUGCGCUAGGUGCUACAUGCUAUGCUUCCGUAAGGUCGUUGAAUUGGUUGACUUGUGUGAACAGAAUACCUUUCAAUGCUUGAUUUUAUUGGCUUAAAACAUGCUGAGGUUUAUUAUUCAUGCAUGAACAUCAAAUUCUUCAUCGACUCCAACAUGAACGUAAUAAAUGAAGUUGCAAGCUAGAAAAAAAUGUUUGUUUUUCCUGUUGGACGAUUCCUUGACAACUGGCUUCUUCUGCCUGAUGAAGACAACCAAUGAAAGUUCCAAUGGUGAUCCGUCCCCAGUUUUAUUCCCAACCAUUCUUUGGGUCUGAAACAACCAAUCCACCAUCAGGGAGUUCUACAAUAGUUCUACUGGGCAUUCCCAGUAGAAUUAUUGUAGAACUACAAGCUAACUGGAUCCGGUAGUGGUUGCUGGUGUACUAUAUUCAGUCGUGUUGUAUCCCAAUGCGCCGCCCCAACUGAACCCGGUCUCCGGUGGGGUCAGGACCGGUAAGGGGCUUCUCAGCAACGUCAUGUCGCAGGAGUCCGGAUGGAGCAGGAAGCCAGUGAAGGUACUGGCGGCCUCCGCCCCAGCAAACAUGCCAUUGCUCAGGUUGUCCUUGACCUGGAUCCAGACCUGGUCUCCCCGGGACAGGUGAAGGACGACUGAAUGGGAGGUGGUACCUAAGGCAGUUGGAUCUGUCGUCUUGACAACUGGCACAAAAUUAUGGAAGAGGCCAACUUUGAGGAGCCGCACGUGGACUGUCAGGUGGUAGCUGAAAACGUAGGUCCCAUUGAUGGGAGCGGUGUAGAGUCCAGAGGUGGGGUCAUAACUGCCUUGGACGUUGUAAACGACAUACCCAAACACCACUGGAGCAUUAGGCGGGGGGUAACUGUACUGGAGUUGUGCGGCAAAAGCAGACUGGAUGCUGGGCAUACAGGGACCGGGAGGACCCAUGUAGCCCGUGUCCCCCAUGUCACCCUUAUACCCUGGUAAACCUCUGUCCCCUGGAGGCCCCAUCUGACCCUGGUCUCCCUGGUCCCCCUUGGCACCCUUCUGCCCUGAAUCACCAUCUAGUCCAUCCGUACAAUUACACUCCCCCUGAAGGCCGGGUUCUCCUUUGACACCAUCAUAACCAGGGGCACCAGGGUGACCCACAUCCCCUGUGUCACCCUUAAGACCUUUUGAUCCUGUCUCUCCCGGUUUGCCAGGAAGACCCCUUGGUCCUGCGGGGCCUGGCAGACCGGGGAUUCCUUCAGGGCCCUGGAUGGCAUCGCAUGCCUCGGGACAGACACCAUCAUCUCCUUUUGGACCUGGCUCACCUGGGAGACCCUCUAAACCCCUUUCCCCUUUCUCACCUGCAGAAUCAUAACAACAGGUCAGGAACAGAAAACUUGAACAACCCAAAUGUGUUCGUCCCCCUACCUUUGAACCCUCGGCCUCCUUUGGGUCCCACAAACCCCUGAGGCCCCUGACUUCCCUUGUCGCCCUCGUCUCCUUUCUGUCCUGGAGUUCCAUAAUGGUGACAAAGUCAAGCAACACAAACAUCAACAGCAAGUGACACCACAACCGUUACCUUUGAUUCCUGGUCUUCCCACAAAACCCGGAGGACCUCUGAAGCCAACCAACCCGCGUCUUCCAGGACUACCCGGCAUGCCUGGCGAGUUGGGUGGAGGACAUCCGAUUGAGUUGAAUAUUUUAUGCUUUGCUUCUUCCUGACAUCCACCUCACCUGGCAGCCCCCGAUCACCACGGUCUCCCUUGGCACCAGACUUCCCCUUGCAGUUUAUGCACAGACAGAACCAGGGGAUCUGGUCUGGCGGAACCGCUGCCUGCAGCAUCUGGCAGUAAGCCUGGACGGAGCCCCCUGCCGGUCCCGUUGCGUUCUCUGAAAAAAAACGUCCGUCCACAGGGAAAGGUGGGGGAGGAAUUUCCAAGGGUGGCUUCCAGUUGUCUGGAGAGAUAGGUUCAGGUUCGGGCAUUGCCGUGACAAGAGGGAGGAAGACCAACGUCAACAGGAAGUGAUGACAAGGGGUCGCCAUGGUCUGGACAGAUUUGAAAAGUCAUAAUUCAUACAAACGUCAGCCAUCUGUGGGUGGAGCCUAUUCCAGAUGACCCCAUCAGUUUCCAUUCAACACUAUUCAUAGAAGUAGUACUCAGAAUAAUACAAAUGAUUAUCCAAGUUCCAAAGCUUUGAACAUCAGUGAAUGUUUUACUUUCUAGGCACGUCAUUUUACGACUAGAGUGUAGUGGACAACAGCAACAUGAGUAUUAGUAGACAUACUGACGCAGGUUAUCAUUAUUAAGUAUAUCAUAUCCAUUUUGUGUAAUUACUUGGGCUGUCAAAUGAAAAUGUAAUCAAAUUAAUCAGUUUUCCAAUUAAUUACCAUUACCAACUAUGUGUGAAAUAUGUCAAUUUUUACUGUAUUUUAUGAGUAAAAAGAUAAAUGAUCAAAAAGAAAAAUGACAGUAUACAAUUAUAUAUACAUUUGUAUGUAUGAACAGCUCCAAAUGAAGUAAAAAAUUUAACUCAAGCUACACGUGUCUGAAAAUCGAUUUGCCUAACACUAGUCUUCUUAAUAGUAGCAAAACAUUUGAAUCACACUUUAGCCGUGUUAUUAUGGGCCAUGAAGAGUUGCGUUCAAAGACACACAGUAAUUUACGUUGAAUUCACGUUUUGAGAGUGAUGUAGAUGUAUUGUACUUCCACAGUAAGAGUGACGUUAGUUAAUGAUAAGAAUAUCCAUUUAUUGUUUUUCUUUGUCUUUCUGUUUAGUUAUACCACACAUAUGGGCAUAAUUAAGACUUUCUUGUGAUUUUCGGAGUGUCCGCGAAUGCAUCUCGUGGCCGUCUCGUGACAAUGAGGAAGUCUCGUUCCGUGGAGGAUUAGAGACGUGUUUUAUACAUACAGUUAUGGAAAAAAUGAUUAGCCCACCCUUGUUUCUUCAGUUGAUUGAUCCAUUUUAAUGCCUGGUACAUUUGUUUGGAUAAAUAUAAUUAUAACAAAUAUAGCUUAUACGAGUUUAAUUUAAGAGCUGAUAUCUAACAACUUCCAUGGUUUUCUUGAUAAUAACCAAAAUCACUUAAGUUCUUACACGAGUAGGUAUAUUAUUGUACUGCCAAAAAAUGUAACUCUUAUGAGCUAUUUUUGUUGUCGUUGUAUUUGUCCAAACAAAGGUACCUUUAGUUGUAUCAGGCAUUAAAAUGAACAAGAAACUCAAGAAACAAGGGUGGUCUAAUCAUUUUCUCCAUGGCUGUAUAUGGUGUUGGAAUUGCGCUGCUGUUGAUGUGUUCAGGUCAGAAUAAAGAGCGUCAGACUUUGUGUGGGAGACACUACAGCAGGGGUCACCAACGUGGUGCCCAUGGGCACCAGGUAGCCCCCCACGACCACAUGAGGUGCCCACAAGCCUGCUUUUCAUUCAGGUUUUCAGUUAAUAAUGAAAGAACAGUAGAAAGAAAUGCAUUCUGAAAUACAAAAUGUGAGUUGUGGACACCAGCAUUUUGUUAAUGUUCUGGUAAAAGAAGCAU
Molecule: messenger RNA, 5008 nt
Organism: Dunckerocampus dactyliophorus (ringed pipefish)
Lineage: Eukaryota; Metazoa; Chordata; Actinopteri; Syngnathiformes; Syngnathidae
Product: S-arrestin-like
Exons: 15
Coding region: 284-1444 (386 amino acids)
Biological process (GO): G protein-coupled receptor internalization; signal transduction
Cellular component (GO): photoreceptor inner segment; photoreceptor outer segment
Molecular function (GO): G protein-coupled receptor binding
Source: RefSeq, a predicted model, not a curated record